This is a messenger RNA of Dama dama (fallow deer), 985 nucleotides long. RefSeq names its product glutathione S-transferase omega 2 (gene GSTO2). Gene Ontology annotation, molecular function: glutathione transferase activity; glutathione dehydrogenase (ascorbate) activity. Lineage: Eukaryota; Metazoa; Chordata; Mammalia; Artiodactyla; Cervidae. Gene Ontology annotation, biological process: glutathione metabolic process; L-ascorbic acid metabolic process. The record is from RefSeq and is a predicted model, not a curated record. Gene Ontology annotation, cellular component: cytoplasm. The coding region runs from base 138 to 872 and encodes 244 amino acids. The transcript is spliced from 6 exons.
GGCCCUGUUGCUCCAAAGUUGCAUUUGGGGCCAGCGGGGCGCGCCGGAACCCUGCUGUCCUUGGACCUUGCGCCGGAGGCAGCAAGCCUCACAGCAAAGACUGUGAGCGUUGGUCGUUGCGCAGACGCCGGGAGAGCAUGACUGACGACGCGACCAGGACCUUGGGGAAAGGGAGCUGCCCCCCAGGGCCGGUCCCUGAAGGCGUAAUCCGCCUCUACAGCAUGAGGUUCUGUCCCUACGCGCACAGGACGCGCCUGGUCCUCCGGGCCAAAGGCAUCAGACAUGAAGUUAUCAACAUUAACCUGAGAAACAAGCCUGAAUGGUACUUUACAAAACAUCCUUUUGGCCAAAUUCCUGUCCUGGAGAACAGCAAAUGUCAACUGAUCUAUGAAUCUGUCAUCGCUUGUGAGUACCUGGAUGACGCUUAUCCUGGAAGGAAGCUGUACCCAUAUGACCCUUAUGAGCGAGCUCGCCAAAAGAUGUUAUUGGAACUAUUCUAUAAGGUCCCGCAUUUGACCAAGGAGUGUCUGGUAGCAUUGAGAUGCGGGAGAGACUGCGCUGAUCUGAAGCUGGCCCUGCGUCAGGAGUUCUGCAACCUGGAAGAGAUUCUUGGCUAUCAGAACACCGUCUUCUUUGGCGGAGAUUGUAUAUCCAUGAUUGAUUACCUCUUUUGGCCCUGGUUUGAGCGGCUGGAUGUAUAUGGAAUAGCCGACUGUGUGAACCACACCCCCACGCUCCGGCUCUGGAUUGCAGCCAUGAAGCAGGAUCCCACAGUCUGUUCUCUUCUCACCGAUAAGAACACCUUCCUGGGCUUCUUGAAUCUCUAUUUUCAGAACAACCCCGCUGCCUUUGAUUACGGGCUAAGUUGCUGAGCCUUGCAGUCCAUCCCUUCACCACCCAAAAUUCCUAAGCCUGUCGUGAUUCUGCACUUCUUUUGGUGGGGCAGUCAGUCUCUCUUCAUUUUCUUGUAAGGUUCCAAAUAAAC